This is a messenger RNA of Aspergillus alliaceus, 848 nucleotides long. RefSeq lists its product as uncharacterized. The coding region runs from base 69 to 236 and encodes 55 amino acids. Lineage: Eukaryota; Fungi; Ascomycota; Eurotiomycetes; Eurotiales; Aspergillaceae. The transcript has a single exon. The record is from RefSeq and is a predicted model, not a curated record.
AAAAAGUUUUCUGUUAGGCCAUGGUUGAUCGAGCGGGAGAACGAGGCUACUUUUAUAUCUAGACUCGAAUGGUCCAAAGUAUGAUCCGUACACCUGCAAACAUGAGGAGAUCUAGAUUGUUCGUUUUCAUAAGUUUGCAUACAUCGUUCGUUUUGGUACGUUUGCACUCGCAGAUCCAGGCAAAGAUUGCCUUCUUUUUCUGGUGGUCCACCACCAAUAGCCGUCUGGCUAGCUGACCCGCCCCUUCGGUAUAUUGCCAAAGGGGGUGGGGUUGCUGACCUGAGAGACGUUUAAGUGCAUUGCCACUCGGAAUUCCCGAGCUCCAGUGUUUAUAUGGUUUGUACCGGAACGGGAUUUCGCCUCUUACUCGUCUCCGUUAGGCAACCUCCACUCGGGUUCUUCUACCAUACAAGGUCUGGUGUGCUCGGGCUGCGUUCUCUUCCAAGAUCUUGUUGACCGCCUGUUGUUUGUCCUCUUCAGUGUCCAAUCCCUCUGUCGAAGUGCGGUGGACGACGAUCCCGAAGCGUGGUUUCACCACCUUUGCAACAAUUCCUAGUUCUUGGAUCCGUUCAAGGUUGGUUGAACAUUCAGCAUCGAGCUGUUGUGCUAAUUGGAUAUUUCGAAAAUCGGAUUUUCAGAGUUUUUCCUUGUAACGAGGUCCUCCUGGCUCUACUGUACUGAACUGACAUGGUGUGAUGCAAUCGUCUAGCAAGGAGUGCUCCCCCCGGUGGAGGGGAGCCAAGCUAGUCAGGCAUAAUCUUAUAUGUUGGUUGCAAAACGGCGGCAAUGCUGGGGUGCCCUUUUCCACAAGCCUGGGCAAAAGCUACGGGAGGUUCCACAAUACACGA